Messenger RNA from Trypanosoma theileri, 1116 nucleotides. RefSeq names its product putative solute carrier family 35 member F6-like isoform X1. The transcript has a single exon. Gene Ontology annotation, cellular component: intracellular membrane-bounded organelle; Golgi membrane. The coding region runs from base 1 to 1116 and encodes 371 amino acids. Lineage: Eukaryota; Euglenozoa; Kinetoplastea; Trypanosomatida; Trypanosomatidae. Gene Ontology annotation, biological process: pyrimidine nucleotide-sugar transmembrane transport. Gene Ontology annotation, molecular function: pyrimidine nucleotide-sugar transmembrane transporter activity. The record is from RefSeq and is a predicted model, not a curated record.
AUGGCGUCGGUGGCACUACUCGCUCCCCUCGCCGCGGCGUACAUUGCGUGGGGGACCGUCCAGACGGCGGCCAUGAAGUGGGCGUACACCCUCGCCGCCCCCGCCGCCCCCGCCCGCUACGGCCCCUACACGUACACCUUCGCCCACCCAUUCGUGCAGGCACUCGCCAUGUUCAUCGCAGAACUUCUCUGUCUCGUCGUGUUCGUCGCUAUUCUCUUUCUGCGCUACGCCAUGCACCACCGCCAGCCGAGAGCGGGAGUGGACAUGGCGUUGCCGUGCAAUCCCACCGUGUGGAUGCUCCCAGCAGCCGCCGACUUUGGCGCCUCGGUGCUGCAGAACGUAGGCCUCACUCUCACAUACGCCUCAGUGUACCAAAUGCUGCGCGGUGCGGUGGUCGUUUUCAUCGCCGCUUUGUCGUACGUCUGGCUCCAUCGCCGCUUCUCACGACGUGAGUGCAUCGGUAUCGGGGUUGUCGUCAUUGGUCUUACACUUGUUGGUAUUAGCGCCAUUAUGCGGCCAUCCCCAACAACAAAAACAGAUUCAAAUGUAAAAGUAGGCGGGGCCAACCGCAAUCCACUUCUUGGUGCAGUUCUUAUCAUUGCAGCGCAGCUUCUACACGCAUAUCAAGGCGUCUGUGAGGAGCGGCUAGGAAAGUUGUAUCACGUACCCCCACUUCAAAUGGUCGGUACUGAGGGUGCCUACGGUGUUGGUAUGACCCUCAUGCUCCUUUCAUUCUUACAACUUUUUCCAUCUGCCCCUUUUGCUCAUAAUAUUGUUGGAACUAUCCCUGAUGAUGUUGCUAAUGCGACAGUAAAUCUUCUUGUUCCCUAUGAUGACAUUGUUCUCGCCUUUGAUCAGAUGCAGCAGAACACUGUGUGCUUAAUUUCCAUGAUUAUUUACAUAUUGGCGGGUUUAUUCUAUAAUGCUUGCCAGAUUACCAUAAUCAAAAAAUUUUCUGCGGCGACUUGUGUAAUGUUAGGAUCACUUCGGAAUGUCACAGUGUGGAUUGUAGCACUGGCGCUUCCCUCUGUAUUUGAGGAGCAUUUUGAUCUUUUACAGCUUAUUGGGUUCUGUUGUCUCGUGGCAGGGAACGUAGUAUAUCAGCAGCGUGGGUAA